AUGAGACGAACUCUGCUAAAAAAUGUUUCUCUCCUUACGCGUAACCUUCUGCAUAAUCCAAACCCUAAUCCAUCAAUCAUUCCACUCGCUGCUUCCACUCGGUCUCCACUCAGACUCUGCUCGUCCGACUCAAACGACUCCUCUAAUGACCAAAACCUCCCUGCCCCUGCUGCUGAAUCCACGUUGGCAGCUCAAACCCAGGAGAAGGACGUGUCUCUCGAUUUUCAGGAUGUGGGUAACAAAGAGCUGAAAAUGCGGAUAGAGAAGUAUUUUAAAGGCGAUGAAGAAGCGUUGCCAGCUAUUCUUGAAGCAAUCUUGCAGAGGAAGUUGACAGGGAAGCAUGAGGAGACUGAUGAUGAGUUGAUGGAAGAACUGCGGAUGAAGCCACUGGACGAUGUCAAGGACCAAGAGAUAGAGUCGGAUUUUGAGGAGUUGUAUAAGACUGAUGAGGAGAUUGAUCAUUUGUAUGAUGCAAAGGAUUAUGUUAUGAAGAAGAUGGUGAAGGAUGAAUACUUCAACAUGGAUAAAAAGAAGUGGGAUGAGAUGAUUAGCGAAGCUGUUCAGCAUGGGUAUUUGAAAGACACAAGAGAAUGUGAGGAAAUUCUUGAGGAUAUGCUUAGCUGGGACAAACUCCUGCCAGAUGAUAUCAAGAAAAGUGUUGAGGAGAAGUUCAAUGAGCUGGGUGAUAUGUGUGAAAGAGGGGAGCUUGAACCUGAACAAGCAUACGAGCUGUUUAAGAAGUUUGAGGAUGAGAUAGUCUCUGGAUACAUGAAAAAGGUUGAAGCAGAGGGUCUUCCACAGGUUGAUUUAUCUGCAGUGCCGGACAUGAAGAAGGACAUUGAUGACCCACCAGGAGAGGGACCAAUCCUUAGAUGGCAAACACGGGUUGUCUUUCUUCCUGGUGGUGAUGCUUGGCAUCCCAAAAACAGGAAAGUAAAAAUGUCUGUUACUGUGAAAGAGCUCGGGCUUUCAAAACAUCAAUUCCGUAGGCUUAGAGAACUAGUUGGGAAAAGGUAUCAUCCAGGGAAAGAUGAGCUUACCAUCACCAGUGAGAGGUUUGAACACCGAGAAGAAAACCGAAAAGAUUGCCUUAGGACUCUCUUUUCCCUGAUUGAGGAAGCCGGGAAAGCAAACAAGAUGGUGGAGGAUGCUCGAACUUCUUAUGUGAAGGAUAGACUCAGAGCAAAUCCAGCAUUCAUGGAGAGGUUGCAUGCCAAGACAAUGAGAUCACAAGGAUCUAACUCUGUGAGUGCAUGAAAUUUUGAAUAGCAACCACAUGGAGAAAUAAACUUCCAGGUUGAGGACUUCCAAUUUCUGGAUAUUAAUUUGCAGCAGUUUCUGUUCUUGCAAAUUUAGGGGCAAAACAUCUUUCCUGUAGUGUAUGGUGGCAUCAAUAUAAAUUAUCAUAUGCUGAUGCAGCUAACCGGCUUAUGUUCUUGUGGUUGAUUAACCACAGAGAUACUUUCAUUUUUUUCGUUAACAGUGUGGAGCUUCAUAAUUCGUUCUUUACGCUAAAAGAUUCUGUGAUGUAUAUUAUUAUUCAAAAAGGAUUUUCAUUA
Messenger RNA from Pistacia vera, 1559 nucleotides. RefSeq lists its product as uncharacterized. Gene Ontology annotation, biological process: mitochondrial translation. Gene Ontology annotation, cellular component: mitochondrial small ribosomal subunit. Gene Ontology annotation, molecular function: structural constituent of ribosome. The record is from RefSeq and is a predicted model, not a curated record. Lineage: Eukaryota; Viridiplantae; Streptophyta; Magnoliopsida; Sapindales; Anacardiaceae. Bases 1 to 1257 code for a protein of 418 amino acids. The transcript is spliced from 4 exons.